UGCUAAAGAUUUCCACAUAGAAAUAUUCUGAAAGAAUUUGAUAGCCUGAUUAAAAAUAAAUAUCACUAAUUAUGUAUAUGUACAUAAAUAAGUACAUUAAAUGUGUUUUCUAGCGAAUUUUAUAGUUUCAAUUACAGGGGAUUUCCCGAUUUCUGAAAGAGGGUAACCGGAGCAGUGGCUGAUUUUUAUAGAUAUGUAUACGGUUUUUCAAUUAACUACAUUGUCAAAAAAUCAGUAGUUGUUUCCGGCUUACAAAAAUACAUAGUUUUUUUUAAAAAUAAAUUUUAAGUCUAACGAAAUGUCGGAAAAGCGGAAGCUCCUCCAGCGGUGUAUGAAAAACCUGAAUGCUUUACAAGAUGAGCUCAAGCGAAAGGAGUUAGAGAAGAAGAUGAAGGAACUGGAGUCGUUGCAGUGUGAUCUAGCUCGUCGCCAGGAGCAAUCUGGUACUAAGUGCGCUGGCGGUAAGAUCAAGGAACUGCGUCAGAAAACGUUACAGAAGGUCUUAGGGAAGUAUAUGAAGACCUUAGAAGGAUUUCUUUGUCAGCUGGCCCGCCGGGAGGCACGUCUCAAUGGAGACAAGGGUCGAGCCAGUGAAUCUGAAAAUCUGCCGCAUCCCGAAAUGUUGGAGGAGUAUACGGUGGCGUUCUGUUCUGUUGGCGAAGAUGGUCGUGAGCUGCUGGAAGCAGCGCUUUCCGCCCGCAGGUGCGCCUAUGCGCCGUACAGCAAGUUUAAAGUAGGUGCUGCCUUUCGUGCUAAGUGCGGUAGGAUCUACACGGGAUGCAAUAUCGAAAACGUAGCGUUCACUCCUGGUAAUUGUGCGGAGCGGUGUGCUCUGGCUAAGGGAAUUAGCGAAGGCGAGAUGAAAUACACGGCGGGUGCUGUUGUGGCAUAUCAUCCCGAUGGGUUUACCACACCUUGCGGUGUCUGUCGCCAGUUCAUCCUCGAGUUUGUACACAAGGACAUUCCCAUCUAUAUUGCAAAAGCACCGCCACCGGAGCAGGAGAACUGCAUUCCUGCGAUUCAGGAUGAGGAUGAGGUACUGGUGACUUCCGCCUACCACCUGCUUCCAUACAGCUUCAACUCAUUUGAAUGAUUUCCGAUCUAAUGGACAAAAUUUCAAAUUUAAUAUUUAUGAACCAUUGUACGACUCUUUUCCUAAAUCGUUUUGGAUAUACUAUUUUAAUUCAAGAUUUUAUGAACUACAGUAGAAGCGGUCUC
Molecule: messenger RNA, 1218 nt
Organism: Drosophila eugracilis
Lineage: Eukaryota; Metazoa; Arthropoda; Insecta; Diptera; Drosophilidae
Product: cytidine deaminase
Exons: 3
Coding region: 299-1093 (264 amino acids)
Cellular component (GO): cytosol
Molecular function (GO): cytidine deaminase activity; zinc ion binding
Source: RefSeq, a predicted model, not a curated record